CUGCUUGCAACUCCAGGCGCCGUGCCGUAAGGACACAUGCCGAUAAGUUACGAUCGCUGUUUGACGCGCACUGGAAGUAUACGCAUCAUGGACACAGAAUGCAUAAUGAACAAACCUACCGCGAAACUCUCCAAGUAUCCAACGUACAAGUCAGCACCCGACGUGAUCGCGGCGUUUAGGCAGCACAAUCGAUCCGAAAUCACGGUCCGACCAGUGCAGCUGACGUCGCCACACAUCAACGUCCAGCGGUUGACCAACGACAAUCGGGUGACGACGACUCCAUCUCCAUGCUCCACUCACGUGGAAGAAAUGUCCGGCGAGCAUGUUGCCGUUCAAGACGACUGGCACGACGUGGUCGAUGUCCACGUAGAAGCCUCGACGACGACCGCGCCAGGCUUGCUCACCCGCGAAAUGCUGCAGACCAGUCUGACGUUGCUCUUUCCAGCGUUGGACGCAGAAGUCGUUGCAUCGAUCCAUGCGCUGCUGCUGCACCCAGACCAUGGCUUUGGCACGUAUGACUUCGACGUGCUGGCGUUGCGCGCCUUCCUGCCGUCGUCGUCGCUGGUACUUGUCAGUCACGCGAUCUUUUCCGUGAUGUCGUUCGAUGGCGUCGAUAUGCCCGUGUUGCUGUCGUGGGUCGGCGCCGUCGAGGCCGUGUACGACCCCGCGAUUCCGUACCACAACGCCGACCACGCGGCAGACGUGGUCCAUUCUCUCUUUUGCGCGCUCAUGCACACCCCGUUGCGUUCGAUCUUGUCGGUCCCGAUGCAAAUCGCGGGACUCCUCGCCGCGAUCACCCACGACGCUGCCCAUUUCGGCCGCACGAACCUCUUUCUCAAGAAAUCCCACCACGCGCUGGCGACGACGUACCCCGUGUGCUGCCCUUUAGAAGAAAUGCACGCGGCGGUGGGUCUCAACUUGCUCUCAGAGCACAACGUCCUGGCCCACUUGCCCACGUCGACGCAGACGGAACUCCGGCACGUCAUGCACAGCGCCAUCUUCACGACGUCGCUGUGCGAGCAGAAGAAUCUGCUGGCGUCACUACGGGCCGUCAACACGAGCUCGUCGAAUUUCGACCUCGUGGUGCUCCAGGCCGCCCUGCACGCCGCGGACUUGGGCCAAACGACCAAACCGUUUGCCGUGCAUCGAGUGUGGGUGGAUCGGCUAGGCGAGGAACUGUUUCGGCAGGGGGACGCGGAAAAGGUGCUCGGGUGGCCGGAGCCGUCGGCCAUGUGCGACCGAUUGGCGGGGUUUUCCGUGGGCGGGCAGCUGUUUUUUAUGCAAAACCUCGUCUUGCCAGUGUAUACGGCGCUCAACCAGAGGUUGGACGGGGGUUUGGAGCAAGUGUUGCGCCAGAUUGCCGCCAACAUUGACCAGUGGACGCAGCAGCUGCUGGCCUCACCUUCAUAACUUAUUGAUACAAUCUUUUCACACA
This is a messenger RNA of Aphanomyces astaci, 1435 nucleotides long. RefSeq lists its product as hypothetical. Gene Ontology annotation, molecular function: 3',5'-cyclic-nucleotide phosphodiesterase activity. The transcript has a single exon. Lineage: Eukaryota; Oomycota; Saprolegniomycetes; Saprolegniales; Verrucalvaceae. Bases 37 to 1410 code for a protein of 457 amino acids. Gene Ontology annotation, biological process: signal transduction. The record is from RefSeq and is a predicted model, not a curated record.